AUGGCGCUCAGUCGGACUUCGUCAAAUCCACUUGUUCUGCAUGGUCGACAUUUUGGUCGUACAGUUAUUGCACUAUGCAACUAUCCUGCGCUCCUGACAGCAGGUAUCCUCUGGCUCAAAGAAUUGCAGGACUCACCCAUAGAGGAUUUCCCAGCUGACGUUUGGCAGGAACAUAGGGUAUUUAUGGAACUCGUAGAUUCUUAUCCUGGUCUUAUGGAUUGUCUGACGAGUGACGAAGAGGAAAAUGUUAUCCACGUAGGAGAACUGUUAGGUAAAGGGGCCUCUGGUGCUCGAGGGGAUGACACUAAGACCCUCAAAUCUGCUGUCCUCGAAUGGCUUGUGCCCAGAGGUCAGGCAGUCAUACCACCUCUCUCCCGAAACAUCAAGUCCGACCGGGGGUUCAAUCAUGAUAUCACUGGUGCGUUGCUCUGCCCCGCAGGCCUCGACUGGUCGAAUGCAGAAACCAAGCAAAGUCUCAAGAGCGGUGAAACCGCAGUCCGUGGUGACCAGUGGCCCAUGUUUCUAUAUGCUGGCUAUGUUUAUGAUUCCGAAGAUCCGUGGGGGGGCUUACUGAGAAGCGAGAUACUCGUCUCCGGCUUCAAACAUGUAUUCAUGUCUCCAAGCUCAGUGGAUAAGGAGCCCAAAGCCACACGCUCCGGCAACGCAUACCUCCAUGGAAUGAAAUCCGCAACUAAAGGUUCCCUCGCAUAUAUUGCCAUGCAGAUUCGGUUUUCGUUAAGUUCCUCGUCUGUAUUCUCACGUACCGAUACAGUCAUGGAUUCCGAAAACUUCUACCAUAGCAUUCUUGACCUAUUGGAGGAUCCUGAUGAAAGUGCUGAAGUAGGUGAUUUGAUGACUUGGUGGACUCGUCGAAUUUUUCCUAAUUCUUCCUCCUCACAGCGCAGUAUCAGCAAAAAUAGUGCACUGGCGAAAAUUCGGGAAAAAUGUGCUGCCCUUCGAGAACGAGCCGCUAGUACUAUUAAUUAG
Messenger RNA from Suillus discolor, 987 nucleotides. RefSeq lists its product as uncharacterized. The transcript has 8 exons. NCBI's taxonomy places the organism in Eukaryota, Fungi, Basidiomycota, Agaricomycetes, Boletales, Suillaceae. The coding region runs from base 1 to 987 and encodes 328 amino acids. The record is from RefSeq and is a predicted model, not a curated record.